Messenger RNA from Xyrauchen texanus (razorback sucker), 3323 nucleotides. Its product is annotated as ras-related protein Rab-6B-like. Bases 113 to 739 code for a protein of 208 amino acids. The transcript has 8 exons. Lineage: Eukaryota; Metazoa; Chordata; Actinopteri; Cypriniformes; Catostomidae. The record is from RefSeq and is a predicted model, not a curated record. Gene Ontology annotation, molecular function: GTPase activity; GTP binding.
GCAGCACUGCAAUAUCCAUCGAUUCGGCACCGGAGAUUAUCCAUCUGCAUUCUCGCAAGACUGGUGGCACCUGUACAUAUUUAGCCAUUUCAGCUGUGUAAUAAAAGCAAUCAUGUCCAUGGGAAGUGACUUUGGGAACCCUUUACGGAAAUUCAAACUUGUUUUUUUAGGAGAGCAAAGCGUUGGAAAAACAUCGCUGAUAACAAGGUUUAUGUAUGACAGUUUUGACAACACUUAUCAGGCAACCAUUGGAAUUGACUUUUUAUCAAAAACCAUGUAUCUGGAGGACCGAACUGUGAGGUUACAGCUAUGGGACACUGCGGGGCAGGAGCGCUUUAGGAGUCUCAUCCCGAGCUACAUAAGAGACUCCACAGUGGCUGUGGUGGUUUAUGAUAUCACAAAUGUCAAUUCAUUCCAACUAACCUCCAAAUGGAUUGAUGAUGUCAGAACAGAGAGAGGAAGUGAUGUAAUUAUCAUGCUGGUGGGCAAUAAAACAGACCUAGAGGAAAAGAGGCAAAUCACUAUAGAGGAGGGGGAGCAGAGGGCCAAGGAGUUGAAUGUGAUGUUUAUUGAGACUAGUGCAAAGACUGGCAAUAACGUUAAACAGUUGUUUCGACGAGUGGCUGCUGCUUUGCCUGGAAUGGAGAGCUUGGAUGAAAACAACAAAGAAGGCAUGAUCGACAUUAAACUGGACAAACAACCAGAACCUCCGGCCACUGAAAGCGGGUGUUCCUGUUAGUAGAAAGCAGUAUGGACCUUCAUUUACACCACACGCUUGUUCUGUUGCUUCCUAUGAGUCCACAUCCAGUGGAAAUUUAUGAUCAGAUUUAGGCUUUUUACAUCUAUCUGAAUUGGUCUAAAAUUAUACUCUUCAGCAAGAAUAGAAAAACAUCACAUUGUCAGUUUAAUUGCCAAAAUAAUUUCAUAGGUCAUUUAAAAAAGUGACUAACAGAUUCAUAUAAGACAGGAAAUGGCAUGUGUACCAUCAUUGGACAAAAACUCAAGAUUGGUUCAGUUGUUAUGUUUUGUAUUUUUGUACAUUACAAAAGUACUAAAUGAUGCCUUCACAAAAAUUAGCUUAACAAUUAAGAGAGAUGUCAGAAUAAAUGGCCUUCUUAAUCGUCUACAGUAUGCAUGUAUGACAACUUUUAGAAUCUGUCACGUCUUUUGGUCCUUACACAUUAAUAGUAAAGUAACAAGAACUCAGAUAAAAAAAAAGAAAGAUCCUGUGAAAAGUCUUAGUGUGGGUCUGUGUAUACAUCCUACAUGCUAAUCCAGUACCAUGCCUCACUGAUAGGUGUGUGUACUAUCCGGCUAACCUUUAAAGUGCCGUGGCACUGUUGCAAAAAACUAAUGGAAUUUUCUGCUCGCUUAAAGUAUACACUUUAGAUCCGCUAGGCGGUACUGUAUUGUAUAUAGUAUUUAUAUUAUUGUGAACAUCCAUCAUUUAGACGUGGUUUAUGUUCACUUGUACAAAUGUUGUUUUGUUUUUCUUUUUUAUAUGACAAGGGCUUCACUUUUCAUUUCUCUCUCUCACCUGUAGCCAUACAUUGGUAGUCAAAUAUUACAUAUGAUUUGGGCUUUUUGCUCAUGCCUUAUACAGAUUUACUGAUCUACUAGCAUCAUUUCAUUUUAAGAGAUACUUUAUAUGAAGGCCUAGUAUUACUCCUGUUACACCUCUAAAAAAUGUAUAAGGACGUUUUCCAUAAAUAUGCAGGUUGAUUUUAUUUUGCAGCCAACUAGAACAAAGAUUAAGAGAUAAAGUGUCAUUCAAUAGAUUAAGGAGAGGAAAGUACAUUUGUUGGUGAGCCUUAGAAAAUACAUGUACUUUGUUCUGGGUUCUGACAAGGAAAUGUAUUGUUUUGCUUGCAAAUGAUUGUCAUUUAUCCAUCAAAUAUCCUGUGUAGUAAAGCUCUCAUACUCUCUGACACAUGUCGAAUGGAUGUGUAGAUUGAAAUUCGAAAUGCUUGUUGGAGGUGAUCACUUUCGUCUCUGAGAAUCCUGCAAAAUGUACUGUAUCUAGCUAAUGUCUUAAGCUCCAAAGUGAAGACAUUUCUUGAAUAGCACUGAACUGAGAGAAAAUUUACUGCAGUAUUGUGCCUGUAGUCCACUUAAAACAUUCAGGUUAUUGCAACAGUACGUUAAAGGAAUGUGAGUUGUUUAUGAGUCUGUAUAAAGUAGUAUCUAUAAUCUUUAAUGUUAUUUGUUUUGUUUGUUUUAUAUUUUAAAUUGUGGUGACAUUUUACAAUGAGGUUCGAUUCUUUAACAUUAGUUAAUGCAUUUGGUAUCAUGAACUAACAAUGAAUGAUAUAUUUUUUACAGCAUUUAUUAAUCUUUGUUGAUGUUAGUUUACAAAAAUACAAUUGUUCAUUGUUAGUAUUGGUUCAUAGUGCAUUAACUAAUGUUAACAUAUACAACUUGAUUUUAAAAAUGUAUUAAUGUAUGUGUUGAAAUUGACAUUAACCAAGAUUAAUAAAUGCUGUAAAAGUAUUGCUCAUUGUUACUUCAUAUUAACUAAUGUUGUUAACAAAUGGAACCUUAUUGAAUAGUGUUACCAAAAUUGUUUACAUUAAUGCACUGAUUAACACCAUUGACUUUAUAGAGAUUGUUGAAUUAAUUUAGUAUAUUGGAUAUAGUAGGCAUAUAUAAUAUAUUUAAUUUUAGUCAGAUUUCUUCUGGUGCCAAUAAUUCUAUUAAUUCGAACAAAAAUGGGCAUUUUUAGUUGGACAUGAGGAAUUACUGUGACUGAUUUGUUGGUAUUUAGAGCUGACUUGAGCAUUUCUCUGAUGUAUACAGCAGAUAAUUGAAGGGACCACGUUGAGGAGGGAUGAUUGUGCAUUGACCAGGGCACAGAGUAUGUCAUCUUUCACAUUUCACAUUCACAUUUCUCAAUCCUCCGUUUCCUCUGUUGUUUCGACAUCUUUCACUUUUGUACACUAGUUGUGCCUUCUGUUAUUGUGACAUCACAAUACAAAGCUUUCAUUGUAUGGCUACCUGAGAACACAUAUGUAAUAGACAGAUGGCAACUGAUGGAUUUAUGAUGUUCUGUGAUUAAAUGAUUCCUUUAAUAAAAUAUUGUAUUCACAUCACAACAUCCAGCCAAUUCACAGUGGUUAAAAAGAACUACAGAACAGUCAUGUAAGGGGAAGAAUGAAUGUAGGAACAGGACGUUGCUAUUGAAAGCGCAUGAGGGGAUUGAAUCUGUCAAAGUGGUUGCCAUAGGUUUGUGUAGAGCAGUGUAGUUGACUCAUUAUUCACUAUGUAAGGACAUUUAUGAGCAUGACAUCUGUCUGAAAAAAAUAUCAAUAAAAUCCAUGUCUUAA